AUGGGACAAGUGCCAUUCAAAUUAGGGAAAAACAGCACCACUGCGCAGAGGCAGUUCAUCCACGGGGAAAACAGCAACGUGGACUUGACUCCCGAAGCGGAUGGAUCUGCCAGUAUGAGGCGCAUGCCGAUAAUGAAUAACACGACCAUCGACCUGACCAAAAUGCAGGGCUACUCCAAUGCAGAAUUGUACGCGGUCCUUGCUAUCCUUAGCUUGUUCUCUGUGCUCGGUACUGUCGGCAACGCGCUCGUUAUAUACGUCUUCGGGAGGCGCAAGGAGAAGCUGACGUCUACCGUGUUCAUUUUAACCUUGGCUGGAACAGAUUUUAUCACAUGCCUUGUUAUCGUUCCCUUCACGUUAGUCAUGGAAGCCAUUGACUUCAGAAUACAGUACGACUUUCCAUGCAAACUGUACAAGUUCCUUAUAACUUCUAAUGUGCCGUUUUCAGCCUUCAUCAUGGUGGCCAUCGCGGUGGAUAGAUACUUAUGCAUCUGCCACCCGUUCCUCCAUGCUAUGAAUAUUUUCAGAGCUAAGGUAAUCAUUGCAGCCUUAGCUCUUCUGGCCACUACCCUUGGCAUCAUAACUUCACUGGCUUUCGGUGUGCAGAUGUCGGAACCCGUGUAUAACAACGCAACAGAUCGCUGGGUGAAUCAAACCGUGGAGUGUGAUACAAAUGUAGAGAUCAUCAGCGAGGAGUUCCGGAUGACUUAUCAAAAGGUCUACGCGGCACUGUUUUUGACACCUCUCGUUAUUGUAGGCGUGCUAUAUGGAUUGAUCUACCGUUCAGUGCUCAUGCGCAGAGCGGCUCGGCUCAGACAGAAAUACGAUAAGGCGUCUGCAUGCGCUGAGCACUCGGUGGAAGAAACACAGAUGACGGUUCUUAAUGGGAACGGAAAUGGGGAAACUCACGAAAAUGGACUUACUGUAAAAGAGAAAAGGAAACGGAAAGCCUCGAAAAAAGACCGGAACCGGAUGGCUAAUAUGCGGACAGCCUGCAUGCUGUUUGUUGUCACUCUCGUCUUCGUGAUUUGUUUCCUGCCAGCUUGGUUAAUGGCCCAUAAAAUAGUGCCGUUCAGUCCUAUUAUCUUCUAUAUGUAUUUCAUGUACAAUGUGGCCAAUCCUAUCAUAUACGCCUUCAUGAAUCAGACGUUCCGGGACGAUUUGAGAUCCUUGUUCAAUUGCAAGACGACUGUGGUGUAAUCAGACAAUAUACUCUAAAGAGGGGACUAUUCUUUGCCGUGUCAGCACAGCCACCA
This is a messenger RNA of Liolophura sinensis, 1256 nucleotides long. RefSeq names its product cholecystokinin receptor type A-like. Gene Ontology annotation, molecular function: G protein-coupled peptide receptor activity. Gene Ontology annotation, biological process: neuropeptide signaling pathway. NCBI's taxonomy places the organism in Eukaryota, Metazoa, Mollusca, Polyplacophora, Chitonida, Chitonidae. The record is from RefSeq and is a predicted model, not a curated record. Gene Ontology annotation, cellular component: plasma membrane. Bases 1 to 1200 code for a protein of 399 amino acids. The transcript has 2 exons.